GAGCUUUAUAAUAUCAGUGUAAUGGAGAACGCAACGCUACCAGCAGUAAUAGCUCAAAUAAAAGCCAUAGAUAAAGACAGUGGCGUGAACGGAAAAGUCCACUACAGCAUUGCUUCCGCAUCAUCUGUUCCUUUGACCAUUGACUACACCACUGGUGAAGUUGUACUUCGCGAACGGGCUCCAACGUUCAUAGCAUCUCAAAAGAAAGUGUUUUUGGAGGAAAAUGUUGCAGUGGGAGACGAAGUGACAGCCACCGAUCAAGGUGAUCCAGCUCUCAGCUCCCACACCGACAUCAUCAUCAUAGUAAAAGAUGUCAAUGAUAAUGCCCCAGAGUUUCCGGAAAAGGAAUAUAAUAUAUCGCUCUCAGAAGAGACGCCACGAGGAAGUCAGAUUAUCGUACUAAAAGCUGACGACAAGGGUGGACUUCAAGGGCGCUGUCGUGUGAACCUCAUCAUCGAAGAUGUCAACUCUCCGCCUUACUUCAAGGAUCAACCUUUUACUGUGCGUGUUCCAGAAGAUUCGCCCAUAGGGUUUCACGUCGUUACACUCAAGGCUGAGGAUACUGACCAAGGCACCAAUGCCCAAUUGACCUAUUCCAUUGACUCUGAAGAAUUCAAUAUUGACAAUGCAACGGGAUUAAUCACCCUGAGGAAGAGCUUGGAUCGAGAGAAGCAGUCAAGUUAUUUGGUUGCCGUUACAGUAAGCGAUGGAGCUGUGCCACCGUUGAAUACCACUACUCAAUUGGAAAUAAUUGUUGACGAUGUAAACGACAACCCACCCAAAUUCUCUACCCAGAACUACACAGCUUCCAUCCCAGAAGAUAUUCCAGUUGGCACCUCUUUUAUGCAGGUCUCCGCAAUUGAUUUGGAUGUAGGAAAUAAUGGAAUUGUGGAUUACUUCUUGAACAACUCGGAUUCAUCACCGGUUUAUGAUCUUUUUCGUUUGGACAGAACAUCAGGUACUCUCAGAGUCAACUCGAAAUUGGACCGUGAGCAACAUCCCAUCAUUGAGCUCAACGUAUUCGCGAGAGACAGGGGUAAACCUCCGCUCACCUCCUCCGCUCUGAUCACCAUCUCUCUGACCGAUGUUAAUGAUAAUGCGCCAAAGUUUGACCAAUCCUCGUAUGAUCUGUACAUAGCCGAAAACUCUCCAGCUGGAAGUACAGUAGGCACUAUAAUGGCUACGGAUCCUGACGAGGGUGACAAUGCGAAGAUCCAAUUCCGAAUAUUUGGCGGUGCUGAUGCGAAACUUUUCGACCUGGAAGUUGACGAAAACCAACCCGGUGUCGUUCGAAUCCUUACUCGCGUUGAGUUUGACUACGAAGCGAAGAAUAACAAAUUUUAUUUGGAAGUACAAGCCACAAGUGGUCAACUAAGCUCUACCGUAGUUCUGCGAGUCCACGUUUCUGAUGUGAAUGACAAUCGGCCUGUCCUUAGCGAUUUUAUUUUAUUGAUUAAUAGAUUCGAGUCGGAAACGUCAAUAACCCAAAUCGGAGCUGUUCCUGCAUUGUGAGU
This is a messenger RNA of Strongylus vulgaris, 1514 nucleotides long. Lineage: Eukaryota; Metazoa; Nematoda; Chromadorea; Rhabditida; Strongylidae. The record is from the annotation of a GenBank genome assembly.